AUGAGCAACGUUUUGGACGAUGUGGACCCUGAACUGUUCCGAACGUACGCCUUCUGGAACGUGAUAUUGGUAGUGAAAAUGCUGGCCAUGUCCCAGCUCACAAGUCUCACGAGAUUUCGGAAAAUGGCUUUUGCGAAUCCUGAGGAUGUCUCACCAUUAAGCCGUAAGCUCAAACCCAAAUUCGAUGAUCCUGACGUCGAACGGAUGCGCAGAGCUCAUCGGAACGAUCUGGAGAACAUUCUGCCUUUUUUCGUGGUUGCCUUUCUCUACCUACUGACCCGUCCGGAUCCGACACUGGCCACGCACCUGAUUCGAGCGGCUGCCAUCGGGCGAAUCGUGCAUAGCAUUGUUUACGCAGUGAUCGUUCUGCCCCAACCUGCGCGUUUGUUGAGCUACGGGAUGACGUUGCUUGUUACAGGAUUCAUGGCUUGCAAGUGUAUCUUGCACUUUUUGUAGUUUUCGUAAGAAGUAGAAAAUCUUAAUAAUUA
Messenger RNA from Toxorhynchites rutilus septentrionalis, 488 nucleotides. Its product is annotated as microsomal glutathione S-transferase 1-like. NCBI's taxonomy places the organism in Eukaryota, Metazoa, Arthropoda, Insecta, Diptera, Culicidae. The transcript is spliced from 3 exons. The record is from RefSeq and is a predicted model, not a curated record. Bases 1 to 456 code for a protein of 151 amino acids. Gene Ontology annotation, cellular component: membrane.